GUUUAUUUUCAGCUGUCUUUUCUUUUUUCUCAAAAUUAGCGUAAAAAAGAGAGAAGGGAGGCUCCAAUUCUCACACUAAGUGUCACUCACUACUGCAUGCACUGAAGAAGCAGGCAGUGUUGUCCUUUUUGUAGCUACUCUAAAACCCUUCACAUUUUUGUCCUCUUUCUCUCUUCAAGAAUUUGCUGAAAAGGAGGACAAAACAAGAAACACAAGUGUGCUGCAGUGUAGAAAGACAUGGAGGAAAGUCCGUCAUCCAAAGUACCGGAUGGGAUUGUUUCACGUAUCAAAUUUGGUUUGGCUACACCACAGGAAAUAUGUAAAUCCUCUAUUAGCGAUUGUCCCAUUACCCAUCCAAGCCUACUUUUAAAUCCUUUCCUUGGUCUGCCUCUCGAAGCUGGCAGAUGUGAAUCCUGUGGUACUGCAGAGCCUGGCAAAUGUGAAGGUCAUUUUGGAUACAUUGAGUUGCCCAUUCCUAUUUAUCACCCUGACCAUGUCAGUGAGUUGAAAAAGAUGCUAAGCCUGCUUUGCUUGAAGUGUUUAAAGAUGAAAAACAGAAAGUUUCAGGUCAAGCAUGCUGGUGUUCUUGAACGAAUGUUGUCCUCAUGUUGUGAGGAUGUCUCACAAAUCUCAAUAUAUGAGGGUAAAACCUCAGAUGGUGCUUCCUAUUUAGAGCUGAAAGUGCCAAAAAAUGCUGCAAAGCUUCCAGAGUGGAACUUCUUGGAGAAAUAUGGCUAUCGCUACGGUGACGGUUAUUCUCGACCGUUGCUUCCUUCUGAGGUACUUACAAUCCUGAGAAGAAUUCGUGAAGAUACGAGGAAAAAGCUAUCAGCCAAAGGCUAUUUCCCACAGGAUGGAUACAUCCUGCAAUACUUACCAGUACCUCCCAACUGUUUGUCUGUGCCUGAUAUAUCAGAUGGGAAUAACAUCAUGUCUUCGGAUCACUCUAUAACAAUGCUCAGGAAGGUGCUGAGGCAGAUUGACAUAAUUAAAAGUUCAAGAUCCGGUACACCUAAUUUUGAGGCUCAUGAAGUGGAAGCAAAUGAUUUACAAGCAGCAGUUGUCCAGUAUCUCCAAUUUAGGGGGACAGGCAAGGCAUCCCGUGACGUUGAUAAACGUUUUGGGAUAAAGAAGGAAGCAGUUGGUACCACCACUAAAGCCUGGUUAGAGAAGAUGAAGACAUUGUUUAUCAGAAAGGGGUCUGGUUUCUCAUCUCGAAGUGUCAUAACUGGUGACUCAUACAAAGGGGUGGGUGAGAUUGGUUUGCCAUGUGAAAUUGCUCAGAAAAUUACUUUUGAGGAGAGAGUAAGUCAGCACAAUAUGUCAUACUUACAGAAAUUGGUAGAUGAAAAGCUUUGUUUAACCUAUAAAGACGGGUCAAGUACCUAUUCUUUAAGAGAAGGGUCAAAGGGGCAUACAUUUCUACGACCUGGGCAAAUAGUGCACAGGAGGAUCAUGGAUGGUGAUAUCGUAUUCAUCAACAGGCCACCCACAACACAUAAGCACUCCCUCCAAGCCUUAUCAGUGUAUGUCCAUGAUGAUCACACUGUGAAGAUCAACCCCUUCAUGUGCGGUCCCCUUAGUGCUGAUUUUGAUGGGGACUGCAUUCAUUUGUUUUACCCUCAGUCACUUUCUGCCAAAGCUGAGGUUGUGGAGCUUUUCUCUGUAGGGAAACAGUUACUUAGUUCUCACACUGGUAACUUCAAUUUGCAGCUUGCCACUGACUCAUUGCUGUCAUUGAAGUUGAUGUUCUCAACUUAUUUUUACCAUAGAGCAGCCGCCCAACAGUUAGCAAUGUUUCUUCAGAUGGGUUUACCUGACCCUGCUCUAGUAGAUGUUCGUAGAUCUGGUACCAUUUGGACCGCCUUGCAGAUCUUGGGGACUGCUUUACCUGAUGGCUUCGAUAGUUGUGGGGAGACACACACAAUCGGGAAAAGCCAGUUCUUGGGAAUUGAGUACAACAGGGACUCGAUUUCAUCAAUUAUUAAUGAUGUUAUCACAUCUGUCUAUUUUAUGAAGGGUCCAAAUGAUGUCUUGAAGUUCUUCAAUUCCUUACAGCCUCUGUUAAUGGAAAAUUUGUGCUCAGAAGGUUUUAGUAUCAGUCUCCGGGAUUUCUACAUGUCAAAGGCUGUAAGGGAUGGUAUUCAGGAAAGAAUCCAGUGCAUGUCCAAGUUGCUUCACCAUUUGCGGGCAUCCUAUAAUGAGUCUGUAGAAGUACAAUUGGAGCAUCACUUGCGUAAUGAGAAACUUCCGGUUAUGGACUUUGUGCUCAAGUCGUCUGGCAUGGGAGUUCUGAUUGAUUCCAAGAGUGAGUCUUCCCUUAAUAAGGUGGUGCAACAAAUUGGUUUCUUAGGCUUGCAAAUAUCAGACAGAGGCAAGUUUUACUCAAAGACACUGGUGAAUGACAUGGCUCGACUGUUUCAGAGGAAGUAUCCUUCUGUUGCUACUAACCCUUCCGAGGAAUUUGGGUUGGUUAGAAGCUGUCUGUUCUACGGGUUGGACCCUUACCAGGAGAUGACUCAUUCGAUCUCCAGUAGAGAAGUGAUUGUCCGCUCAUCAAGGGGAUUAACCGAACCUGGGACAUUGUUCAAGAAUCUGAUGGCCAUUCUCCGCGAUGUAGUAAUUUGUUAUGACGGGACAGUUAGGAAUGUUUCCAGCAACUCAAUUAUUCAGUUUGAGUAUGGGGCUAGCGAUGGGUCAAAUUUCCCAAGUGAAUUUUGUGCUGGUGAUCCUGUUGGAGUGUUGGCUGCAACUGCUAUGUCCAAUCCUGCAUACAAGGCAGUUCUUGAUUCAUCUCCAAGCAGCAAUUCCUCCUGGGAGAUGAUGAAGGAGAUACUGCUUUGUGGAGUGAGCUUCAAGAAUGAUGUUUCUGACCGUCGAGUAAUCCUUUAUCUGAAUGAUUGUGGAUGCCGUAGAGGGUACUGCAAAGAAAAAGCGGCGUACCUCGUCAAAAAUCAUUUGAGUAAAGUAUGUCUUAAGGAUGCUGCUGACGAGUUCUUGAUAGAAUACGGUGGCCAACAAGCCGGAUAUGAGAAUUCUGAAACAGGGACAGGUCUCAUUGGUCAUAUCCGUCUCAACCAGGGACAACUGGAAAAUUUGGGAAUCGGUGUUCUUGAGGUUCUUGAAAGAUGCCAAGUAAAUAUCAGUUCAUUCCAGAGGAGAAAAAAAAUUGGCAAUCUUUUCAAGAGAAUAGUUUUGUCAGUGAGUGAAUUUUGUUCGUUUUGCCACAAUUCCGGAAGUAAGUGUUUGGACACGCCAUGCUUGAGGUUCUCUUGGCCAGAUGCGAGUGACGAUCACUUAGAGAGGGUUUCUCAUAUUCUUGCUGAUAUGAUAUGCCCAAUUUUGUUGGAUACAGUUAUCAAAGGUGAUCCAAGGGUUUCAAGUGCAAGUAUAGCUUGGAUUUCUCCUGACACAAUGUCUUGGAUUAGGAGCCCUUCCAAGAGUCAAAGAGGUGAAUUAGCUUUGGAUAUUGUUCUAGAGAGAGAAGCUGUUAAGCAAAGGGGAGAUGCUUGGAGGAUUCUCAUGGAUUCCUGUCUUCCUGUCAUCCAUCUGAUCGACACUACGCGCUCCAUCCCAUAUGCAAUUAAGCAAGUCCAAGAACUUAUUGGAAUUUCUUGUGCCUUUGAGCAAGCUGUUAAGCGCCUAUCAACGUCAGUUACAAUGGUCACAAAGGGUGUUCUCAAAGACCACCUAGUUCUAUUGGCUAAUAGCAUGACAUGCGCAGGAAAUCUGGUUGGUUUCAAUGCUGGUGGAAUAAAAGCAUUAUCUCGGUCAUUAAAUGUGCAGAUACCAUUUACAGAAGCAACGCUAUUUACCCCAAGAAAAUGCUUUGAGAGGGCUGCUGAAAAGUGCCAUGUCGAUUCUUUGACAAGCAUCGUGGCUUCUUGCUCCUGGGGAAAGCAUGUGGCAGUUGGUACAGGAUCUCGAUUUGAAGUUCUCUUGAACACAAAAAAUGUUGAAUGGAAUAUACCAGAUGCACAUGAUGUUUAUAGCUUCCUACACUUGGUGAGGAGCAGCUCUCCUCAAGAAGUUGAAGGUACCAGUUGUCUUGGUGCAGAAGUUGAUGAGCUGGAGGAAGACGAAGAUAUGGGAUUAUACUUGUCUCCCGAUCGGGACUCUGGUGCUGAUAUGCCCACUUUUGAAGAUAGAGCUGAAUUUGAUGAUACUGAAAACUUAGAUGAAGGAAAGCUGACUGGCUCUGCAUGGGACAAGGCAUCGUCUGAGAAAUCUGGUGGUUGCUGGGAUAUGGCUGGCAAAAGCCAAAAUGGCGCUGAAAAGGGUGUCAAUCAGUCAGAUUCCUGGUCUGCUUGGGGCAAAAAGGUUGAUGAAGCUGUGAGUGAUCCUCAUCAAUCUGGGAAUGGGGAGCAGCUAGGAUCAUGGUCUGCCUGGGGGGAAAAGUCCAAGGAAGCUGACAGUAAUCCUCAGCAAUCUGGGGUUGGAGAGCAGUCAGCAUGGGGAAAAAAAUCGGACAGAGAUGGUGGUUCAUCCUGGGGGCAGAAGGUUGAUAAAGAUGGUGGUUCUUGGGGGAAAAAGGUUGAAAUCGAGAAUACCCCUCAGCUAUCUGGGAAAGAAGACUCUGGAUCCUGGUCCUCAUGGAAAAAACCGGUGGACAAAGAUGGUGGUUCUUCCUGGGGGCAGCAGGUUGAGAAAGAUGGUGGUUCUUGGGGUAAAAAGGUUGAAACCGAGAAUACCCCUCAGCUAUCUGGGAAAGAAGUCUCUGGAUCGUGGUCCUCACGGGCAAAACCGGUGGAAAAAGAGGGUGGUUCUUCCUGGGGGCAAAAGGUUGAGAAGGAUGGUGGUUCUUGGGGGAAAAAGUUUGAAAACGAGGAUACCCCUCAACUAUCUGGGAAAGAAGACUCUGGAUCGUGGUCCUCACGGGCAAAACCGGUGGAAAAAGAUGUCGGUUCUUCCUGGGGGCAAAAGGUUGAGAAGGAUGGUGGUUCUUGGGGGAAAAGGUUUGAAAACGAGAAUACCCGUCAACGAGCUGGGAAAGAAGAGCAGUCUGGAUCGCGGUCCUCAUGGGCAAAACAGGGGGAAAAAGAUGGUGGUUCUUCCUGGGGGCAAAAGGUAGAUAAAGAUGGUGGUUCUUGGGGGAAAAAGGUUGAAACCGAGAAUACCCCUCAACUAUCUGGGAAAGAAGACUCUGGAUCGUGGUCCUCAUGGACAAAACCGGUGGACAAAGAUGGUGGUUCUUCCUGGGGGCAGCAGGUUGGUAAAAAUGGUGGUUCUUGGGAUAAAAAGGUUGAAACUGAGAAUAUCCCUCAACUAUCUGGGAAAGAAGACUCUGGAUCAUGGUCCUCAUGGGCGAAACCAGUGGAAAAAGAUGGUGAGUCUUCUUGGGGGAAAAAGGUUGAUGAACCUGAGAAUAACCCCAACCAGUCUGGGAAUGGAGAGCAGUCAGGAUCCUGGUCCUCAUGGGGGAAGAAGGUGGAAAAAGAUGGUUCUUGGGAUAGGCCUAAACAAUCAAAUUCCGAGUCGUCUUGGGGAAAAGAUACUAAAGGUGGUGGAUUGGGUUCAGCGACUGCUCAAGGAAAUGAUUGGAGCUCUAGUAUAAGUGGAGAUGGGCAGUUAAAUAAAUCAACACGUGAUGACUCUACAAACAUUGGUGGUUGGAAUUCUUCAACUGUUGGUGGUUGGAAUUCUCAAAAGGUUGGUGUUGAAGAGAGUGAUAAGCAACCUCAAUGGGGUCAGCGCAGACGUAAUCCGAGAGGAGAUUUUAAGGAAAACUCACGAGGUUGGGGCUCCGCUAGUGGUGGAGAUUGGAAGAGCAAUCGGCCUGCAAGAUUAGCUGAUGACUUCAAUAGAGGUGGAAAUUUUACAGCAACAAGGCAAAGGAUGGAUAUUUUCACAGCAGAGGAACAAGAAAUACUUUCAGAUGUUGAUCCUAUUAUGCUGAAAAUCAGAAAGAUAAUGCAUGGGACAGGGUAUAAUGAUGGUGACCCAUUAUCUGCUGAUGACCAGUCAUAUGUUAUUGACACUGUUCUCAAUUACCAUCCGGAUAAAGCUGUCAAGAUGGGAGCUGGUCUUGAUUAUAUCAUGGUUAGCAAACAUACUGACUUCCAGGAUACCAGAUGCUUCUAUGUUGUCUCUACUGAUGGUGCCAAGCAAGAUUUCUCCACCCGGAAAUGUCUGGAGAACUACAUCAGAUCAAAAUAUCCUGAUAAGGCUGAGACUUUCAAUGGCAAGUACUUCAAGAAGCCUCAACCUCGCAUCCCUAAAGUUGCUUCUCCAUCACCAUCAAUCCCUAAAGUUGCUUCUCCAUCACCUUCAGUUGGUUGAUCUUCUCUUUGUUUGGAUAGUUGUACAGUUAACUUGGUUGCCUUGUGUAACAGAUGGUAAAACAAUCAGCUAAAUGAAAUGUGCAUGUUGACAAAUUGGCAGUUAGAAUGUUCUUGUGUAUAUAGUUUAGUCCCUAACUUAAGAAUUUUCAAUGAAGUCCCUUUGAAGGUUGUUUGGUUACAGAGGCUGUUCGCCUAGGACCUCUGCAAACCAGCAGUACUGGCGUUGAUGAAUGAUUGAAAGCUUAAUCUUUUUCUAUAUUUUGUUAUCUCCA
This is a messenger RNA of Lycium barbarum (goji berry), 6553 nucleotides long. Its product is annotated as DNA-directed RNA polymerase V subunit 1. Gene Ontology annotation, biological process: DNA-templated transcription. NCBI's taxonomy places the organism in Eukaryota, Viridiplantae, Streptophyta, Magnoliopsida, Solanales, Solanaceae. Gene Ontology annotation, cellular component: RNA polymerase II, core complex. Bases 238 to 6279 code for a protein of 2013 amino acids. Gene Ontology annotation, molecular function: DNA binding. The record is from RefSeq and is a predicted model, not a curated record. The transcript has 19 exons.